AUGUCUUUCGCCAGCCACGCAUUCCAUCAACGUGGCGGGCGCUGCAAGGUGGAGGAAGGGGACGAAGCGUUGCAAUGCAGCGCAGACCAAGUGGCCAGGUGGGAAGCGAAGCAGAAGCAAGAAUGGAGCGAAAUGUAUCAAAAGGUCCGGGUGCAGCAGUCUAACCUGCAGAAGGCCCGGACUCAAGUGGACAAGUUUCUGCAACACCACGGCAUUCGCAGUGACAGCUUUGAUGUCAAUGUGGCCAAGAAGUCCUUUGGCGGGCUGUACAGAACCUAUCCACUUCAUCUCGCCGCAAAAGAGCGAGACUGGCACAUGGUUCGUUUGCUCCUCCACUUCGGCGCGGACCCCUUGCAGCGGGACAGCCGUGGAAGCACUGCUUCCGACUGCAUGGGGCAACUCGCCCGAGCAGAUUGA
Symbiodinium sp. CCMP2592 is the source of this 417-nucleotide messenger RNA. NCBI's taxonomy places the organism in Eukaryota, Dinophyceae, Suessiales, Symbiodiniaceae. The record is from the annotation of a GenBank genome assembly.